UCUUUCCCUAUUUGUCAGGUGUCAAUCCAAGGAAACAGCGUCGGGAGCGGACUACGUUUACUAGAGCUCAACUGGACGUUCUGGAAGCCCUCUUUGCCAAAACGAGAUAUCCGGACAUUUUUAUGCGAGAAGAGGUGGCUCUAAAAAUCAAUCUUCCUGAAUCGAGGGUCCAGGUUUGGUUCAAGAACCGUCGGGCAAAAUGUCGACAGCAAUUGCAGCAACAACAGAACAAACCUUCACCUAGAACGCCGACAACACCAACGAAAGCUAAGGGUAGCAAGCCCUCGCCCGUGAUACCAGUGACAAGUUCUACAACGACCAAUAACAUACCCCCCACGCCCUCUUCGUCGGUAUCACCUUCUUCAACGACCAUCAACAUCAAGAAGGAAUCUCCUCAAUUAUUGAACACUUAUCGCAGCACCAACGGAAACGUGACACCCGUCGGAAGCAACACGAGCAGCGUGAUAGCGACUCCGUCACCUCCGAUAACGCCAUCGAGUAACACAUCGCUCUCUUAUCAGCACGAUUCUUUCAACACAUUCAAUUGGCACACAAACGGACACAGUCCGCCACCUCAUCAUUAUUACGGGCAAAAUUACAACGCCGCCUAUUACAGCCAAAUGGAAUAUUUCAAUCAACAGAACGGACAAAAUCAGAUGCAAAUGGGCAACCACAUGGGUGGCGCUUAUCAAAUGGGCAGCUACUCGAUGACCAUGGGUAUGAGUGCCGGACACCAUCAGAACUUCAGUCCGAGGCAUCCGGACUGCAGUCUCGACUACAUGAACCAAAUGGUUUAGCCGGUAAGACUUACCGCUGCUGUCGUAUCUCGUUUUAUUUAAAUUAUUAUUAUUGUCUUGGACGACACGCGCCAUAUCAUCCACCUUCUUUUUAUGUUCUUUAACGCUAUGUAUCUACUCACAUGGAUACUUAUAUUAUCAUAAAAUGAUUUUUAUUAUUAAUAUUAUUACCUAUACAUAAUAAUAUCGUAUUAUGUAAAUAAGUGACAAUGUAAUUGAAAUGCUGACAAUGCAAGUGUUAGUACAAACAAAAUGUGUGUGAGUGCAUGUGAGCAUGCCGUUGCGUUGUAUGUGUCUGUGUACAUAAUAGGUGAGUAUAUGUAACAUGCAUGCAUAUCAGCAUUCACAACCGAUUGUGAAACACACGUAACUAAGCAAUAUACAGGAGCGCGGAAAUCGUGUCCAAGAUGUACCAUUGAAAAUAUUUUUUUUAUUAUUUUUUUAUUACUUACUCUAGCCGUAAGUUGAGCAUACCUAAGCCAAAUUUUUUAAUUAAAUUCGGAAAAAUUUUCAAUCCAGAGAAUAGUCAUACCCAGGUAGGUGCGGUAGGUACUUUUUCGCAACUGUAUAUUACUUAUACUGUGAUAGAGUGAUGUGCGAAACUUGAACCCUUUUUAUAUGUAAAUACAAAACAAAUCAGUGAACUAAUUAUUGAGCCUAAAUGUAUUAUACGUAGUCGAUAAUUAUUAUUAUUAUUAUUAUUAAGGUGAUGACGAGUAAAUGUACAUAAUAUACAUAUAUGUAUUAACUUCACUGUAUAGCAAGAGUAACAAAGUCUAUACACCCUCAUAGACGACAGUAUGUUUUAUAUUUUAUUUACUUUUCCCUUUAAUUAUUGUUAUUAUGUUGUCAUUGAUUAUUCCUUGUCCGACUAUUAAAAUUAUGUGUCAAUUUGAAAUUUAUUAUUAUUUAUUAUGAACAAAAAAUAGUUCAACUUUCGAUUCCCGAACUAUAAGUAACGUAUAAAUAAAUAGAUAUUACUAAAACUUAUAAAUUACCUCAGUCUUCUAUUAGGGAAAUAGAACCAGUUUCUACAAAUAUUGGUCGAAUGUAAUGCAAAUG
Agrilus planipennis (emerald ash borer) is the source of this 1859-nucleotide messenger RNA. Its product is annotated as homeotic protein ocelliless-like. The annotation marks the transcript as partial. Gene Ontology annotation, molecular function: RNA polymerase II cis-regulatory region sequence-specific DNA binding; DNA-binding transcription factor activity, RNA polymerase II-specific. NCBI's taxonomy places the organism in Eukaryota, Metazoa, Arthropoda, Insecta, Coleoptera, Buprestidae. Gene Ontology annotation, cellular component: nucleus. The transcript is spliced from 2 exons. The record is from RefSeq and is a predicted model, not a curated record. Gene Ontology annotation, biological process: regulation of transcription by RNA polymerase II.